Messenger RNA from Gigantopelta aegis, 1306 nucleotides. RefSeq lists its product as uncharacterized. Bases 409 to 861 code for a protein of 150 amino acids. The record is from RefSeq and is a predicted model, not a curated record. The transcript has 5 exons. Gene Ontology annotation, cellular component: extracellular region. Gene Ontology annotation, molecular function: calcium channel inhibitor activity. Lineage: Eukaryota; Metazoa; Mollusca; Gastropoda; Neomphalida; Peltospiridae.
UCACACGAGGAAGAGAUCCGGAGCAUGGUGGCUUUCUGACACCCAGGUCGACAACGAAGAGCGUCAGUGAACAACUGGCUUUUUGAACAAUGAGCCCCACUGCUGUCAACCGAGCGACGUGGUAAUUUCAAGACGCUGGGGUGAUUUGUUGUGACUGUGUGUGUGACAACGCUGUUCCAUUGCACUGUGUGUCUGUUCAGUUUACACGUGAGUUUCUGGUAUGGGAGUUCGGACUAUAUUAUUGGACACGACAUACGAUUUAGACCUUCCACAGAGGAGAGUGUGUUCUUGACGAGUGUAACCACUGCACCCUUUGGUCGAUUUUCCCGGUCUUGUCAGUGAAGUUGAUAGCCUCGGACAACGAAUCUAUGAGAGCUGUUGAGAAAUGCCCCAGGGACGUGUGAAGCCAUGGCGCUGCGGUUUGAAGCUUCUGUGACUCUUCUUCUCAUACUUGGGCUGACGUCCUCAGAAGCAUUCAACUGCAAAUGGUCGAAUGAAGGGUGCACUUCAUAUAGCGAGUGUUGCAGCAAGCGGUGUGAACAGCGACACCCGGGAACAAACCCGCGCUGUACGAAGAGCAUGCUCAACCAAUUCUGUCUGAACACAUACCAGUGCGAAGAUAGACUCCUGUGUGGCAAGAAAAACCGCUGCUGCGCCAAGUACUGGGGCGCGUGUCGGCGAAAAUGGGAUUGCUGCGAGCCGGAUCAGUUCUGUCUGGAGGUAGACGGGUUCUACUACCGGCGCUGUCUGUACGGCAAGGUGGUUUACAAGAGUCGCGGCGCUCAAGAGGUUGUGAUGUCAACUUUUUUACACUUUGUUUACCCGAUACUUACCUUUAAUAUUGUUUACACCUACUCCUAACACUUGCUCACGAUUCCCACGAAUUAUUUAUUUAUUGGUUUAUUAUUAUUAUUAUUAUCAUUCCACUUAUUGUGAUGUUUAUUUCAGUGUAAUAAAUGCUUUUAGUAAACUCGUGUGUUGGUUGUUGAUACUGUAAGGUAAAGCGUCGGCGUACGUACUAUAAUUUUUUGUAGCAGGGGCGUCGGAGCUGAGGCAGCUGCCGCCCCAACUAUUUGGCAAGAGACGAUUUUAAAGUGUUUAACUUUCCUUGAGAAAGAUAAAUUUGAGAAAUUUUCGUAGGAGACUCCCCCCGAACCCCCUACAACAAGAGGACAAUUUCCUCCCGCACCCACCCCCGGCUCCGCAAUGUCAAAUUCCUUCAGACGCCCCUGUGUGUGUGGGGUGGGGGUGGGUGCAGACUGAUUUUUGCCCCAAUCUGAAUAACAACGUUUAUUUAUAUUUGUAU